Ambispora leptoticha is the source of this 155-nucleotide messenger RNA. The record is from the annotation of a GenBank genome assembly. Lineage: Eukaryota; Fungi; Glomeromycota; Glomeromycetes; Archaeosporales; Ambisporaceae.
AUGCCGAGAUAUCCGGAUGUUCGAUCCAACGUCGUCUUCGUCGUCAAAAUCAAAUUGAAUGAACACUUCGCAGUAAAACAACAUGUAAUCGGAACCAAAAAAAUGCCGAUAUAUCCGGAUAUCGAACCUACGUCGUCCUCGAGCAUACGUGCAUU